Molecule: messenger RNA, 948 nt
Organism: Haemonchus placei
Lineage: Eukaryota; Metazoa; Nematoda; Chromadorea; Rhabditida; Trichostrongylidae
Source: the annotation of a GenBank genome assembly
AUGAAGAUGUUGAUUCUGGCGGCGCUGAUCAUUACUAUCACUAUCAACGUCAAUGUAAACGGCGCCAAAGUCGACAAUGUAUUCACGGAGUGCUCUGAGAACGAAUAUUACGAUGAAGAAACCGAGACUUGUGAACCAUGUACUGAAUGCAAGAACUCUCACUACGAGAGGCAAGCAUGCACGGUGUUCAGAGACAGAAUCAUUGACGUUGAUGAACAUUCUGAUCGCCGACGCCUUCCACCUCUACCCACUGACGAAUACGACGAUGACGAGUAUGCCGACGAAGAGGACGUGAAAUACGAGGUACCAUCGUCAGAGGAGGAACUACAGGGAGUGGAUAUCAUAGGCAGUGUUGUGGUCAAUCCAAUAGAUGACCAAUAUGACGAAGAGGUCGUGAAAAAGCCGAAGAAACACGACUUCGCCCCAAUCUCUGGCGAUGAGUUCCUUCGAAGUGAUGACGCAUCUGGAGAAGACGAUGAAGAUGACAAAGAGUUGGAGGAAGGAGAUGUAAAGCCCCUAGAAGUUGAUGAGGAGAAAAUCGGCCAAGACGACGAUUUGGAGGAUUCUGGUGAGCUGCUCGAGGGCACCGGUGGUCAUGUGAACAUCGUGGCCAUUGCUAUACGAAAUAAAAAGACGCUUCUACUUGUUAUCGUUUCGGAUUACAACACUCAUCAAAUACUAAUAGACCUUCUAGUCACACGGUACCUGAGCGUAAUCGAAAAACAAAUGAUUCAGUCAGCAGGAAGGAAUAUUUUAGUUUAUAAGGUAGAUCUGGAGGAAAUUCUCUACUCCAUGCGGCAGCAGCUAAGUCAGGAAGGAAGCCAAGCUCAUGUUCACGAAGCCGGAAAGCAGCUUGCAGGUCGAGGGCCGAUUGAUUCAGUCAAGAAGAAGCAAGAAUUCGUGACUAUUCAAUCUGACAGUAAGAAGGGCAUAGAUGUCCAUGAUUGA